AAGCUCUGGGACUUUUAUUCUGUAUUGGAAGUGCAGCUGCGCCGCGGGGACCCGGAGCGGUGGGAGAUUCCGGGCGGCCUGUUCGCCAUUUUGUGCGCAGGACUGAGAGGCUCCUGGGGAUAGAAACAGCCAGACAGAAUGUGGGAUCAGGGUGGACAGCCCUGGCCGCAGUGGCCUCUGAGCCAGCAGCAGUGGAUGCAGUCGUUUCAGCAUCAGCAAGAUCCAGGUCAGGUGGACUGGGCCGCUCUAGCUCAGGCAUGGAUUGCUCAGAAGGAGUCAAGUGGUGGGGCAGUCGAGCCGCAGCCCAACGGACAGGACAUCCCCGGGCUGGACGCUCACAACAACCACUCAAACUUCCAGAAUCCAGAUUCCAACUUUGGGAGGAUGUGGCAACCAGACUGGGCGAUGCACGGGCAGCCGCCCCCGCCACCUGCAGAGCAGCCCUGGAUCCCUCCUGGGCCCGGGCCGAUGGAUGUCGUAAAUCCGUCUGAGGACAGUAACAGCCAGGACAGCGUGGAGUUCACAGCAGACCCACACCACGGGGUCUUCCCUCAGAACAGCCACGGCUUCGGGGGGCAGCCGGAACACUAUCCUGUUGCUACAAUGGGAGUCAACCAGUUUGAUUAUCAGCAUGGAGCAGCAGCCGGAGCGGCAGCAGCAACAGGAGGAACAUUCGGCCCACCAGGCGCUGGGUUCCAUCCUCCAUACUGGGGGCCUGACGGACCCCAAAACAGACGAGACAGACUUCCGGUUUCAGGUUUCAGGCCAGAGCGACCCAGAUCACCCAACCAACUGGGAAUUAAAGCACCAGAGGCUGCACCAACUCUUGAUGCUGUUAAACGGAGAACUCUGCCAGCGUGGAUUCGAGAAGGCCUGGAGAAGAUGGACCGAGAGAAGCAGAAGAAGCUGGAGAAGGAGAGGCUGGAGAAGCAGCGAGCAGAAAUGGCGAGCGAGGACAAGGAUAAUGAUAUGGUAGAGGAAGAGGGAGAGGGCCCUCGGGUGCCACGCAAGAGCAAAUUUGAUAGUGAUGACGACGAUGAGGAGGAGGAGGAGGAUGGUGAUGGUGAAGUUGAGGCUCAGGAGGAGCAUGUGCUGGUGAGACGGCUGGAGAACAGCAGCAGCAGAAACUCCUCUCCUGCCCGUGAGGAGCAGAGCGAACCGGAGAUGACUGAAGAGGAGAGAGAGUUUCAGCUGAUGCUCCUGACCAAAACACUCCUGACCGAAGUCCUCCUGGAGGUGACGAAUGAAGAGAUCCAGCAGGUGGCCAAAGAAACUCACCGCAAAGCCACCAAAGCUCCUGCAAAACAGCUGGCACAGUCCAGUGCACUGGCUUCUCUCACCGGCCUCGGAGGUCUGGGUGCGUAUGGUUCGGACAGUGAGGAGGACGAGCGCAGUGCCAGAGGCUCAGAGUCGUCCGACACAGACGAGGAGGAGCUCCGGCAUCGCAUCCGCCAAAAACAGGACGCCUUCCGUCGGAAAGAGCGCGAACUGCAGCAGCAGGAGAGACAGAUUCUGGAGACGCAUAUUAACACAGAAGCACCGAGCGGAGGCAGCAGGGAAAAGGAGACUUAUGAGCCUGAACAGUUAGAGCCCAAGCACAAACUGGAAGUGAGAGAUAGGGAGGCGGAGUCAGUGGCUGAGCGCCGCAGGUCGCGUAGCGAGGUGGAGGUCAGUGAGGUCAAAAGGUCAGGGUCAGGAAAGGAGGUGGGUCGCAGCGAGGAGAAAAGCGCUAACGGCUCCCCGAACGAACACCACAGCCGGUCUUCACGCUCCACCUCCUCUUCCUCCUCCAGCCAGUCCUCUUCCUCCUCCACGUCUUCAUCUUCACGUUCUUCCUCGCGCUCCUCUUCCUCUCCGCGGAGAAAAAGGAGGCGCAGCAGAUCAGCGUCCCGCGGCAACCGCAGACACAGCCAUUCGGAGCGUAGUAACCGAGAGAGGAGGCGGAGCAGCAGAGACAGAAGCUCUGCCCGGCACAGGAAACGCAGCCGAAGUCGCAGCCGCAGCCACUCCCGCCAGCGGCGCUCCAGCAGGGGGCGCAAGAGCAGGUCCAGGGAAAAGGCUAAGGCGGCUAGCCGCAGCUCCAGCAGGGACAGACGGCGCAGACGAAGCCGGAGUCGCAGCCGAAGGAGACAAAGGACGACCAGCAGGGACAGGGAGAGGAGGAAAGAGAGGAGCCAGAGCCGAGAGAAGGAGAGCAAGAAGAAAAAAGAGAAGGAGGUAGACAAGAAGAAGGAAAAGCAGAAGGGAAAGGAGAAGGAGAGGGAGAAGGAUAAGGAGAGGGAAAAGGUUAGAGAGAAAGAAAGAGAGAGAGAAAGCAGCUCGGUCAGAGAGGAGGAAAGCAAAUCUAAGAAAAGGGGAGAGAGCGAGCGCGCAGAGGAGAAAACAAUACGGCAGGACAACAGCAGCAGCAGGUCCAGUAAAAAAUCCUCGGCCAAAAGCAGCCGAAAACGUUCGGACUCCAGUUCCAGUAGAUCCCCAUCCCCAGAGCUUAGCAAAGCAAAGAAAUCCAAAAAAAAUAAACGUAGUCGAUCAAGGUCAACGGAAAAAUCUCACAAGUCUGGUAAGAAGGCAAGCCGCAAACACAAGUCUAAGUCACGAUCAAGGUCAAACUCUCCCAGUCGGCGUAGGCGCUGAGGCGCGCUGUUCCUGACCCGUAUACACUUAUUUUAAAAUUCCAUGAGUUUAACGGGCUUGUCUCGUUAUGGAGGCAACAUUGUAGGUGAACUCUACUCGCCCCCUCCCCUCUUUCCACCCCUUUCUCCACCCAACGCUCCCCCUUCUUCCCAAAGCUGCACACUGUAAAUAUGUGAUAUUUUUUAAGCUAUGUCUGCAAUACAGGACAUUUUGAAUUCUAGGUUUUUGUUGCCUUGUCAUUAUGCAAGACUCAGCAUUAGGUAGUUGACUAGGAUCUUGAAGCUGUUUAACGUUUUAAAGCCCUCCCACAAAUAGAGGGAAGGAAACUUACAUUUAAUGUAAAUUGUCUGAAUAAAACAUAUGAUUCUUUCUCUCCA
This is a messenger RNA of Astyanax mexicanus (Mexican tetra), 3011 nucleotides long. RefSeq names its product PNN-interacting serine/arginine-rich protein (gene pnisr). Gene Ontology annotation, cellular component: presynaptic active zone; nuclear speck. Lineage: Eukaryota; Metazoa; Chordata; Actinopteri; Characiformes; Acestrorhamphidae. The transcript is spliced from 12 exons. Bases 139 to 2634 code for a protein of 831 amino acids. Gene Ontology annotation, molecular function: RNA binding. The record is from RefSeq and is a predicted model, not a curated record.